AUGCCUUCCGGCCGCAGGUCUGGCCGUUUCAAAGGUCCCAGGGCUGUAUACAUUGAUGAUCCAUUCAAGGCAGCUGGGAUCAGUGAUGAUGAGGUCUCCACCAAUCAGGAAAAUAAUGAAUUUGUCGCUGGCUCAGGCGAAGAAGCUGAUGAGGGAAUUGAGGAAGAAGACGAGCCAGAAGAUGAGCCGGAAGAUGAAGUAGAAGAGGAAUUACGAUCAGAAGCCGAUGCCUCUGACCCCGAAGAAAUGGAGAUCGACAGCAUCGAGGAUACUCCUAGGAAAGACCGCUUGACGUCGUACCAACACGAUGUGAGCUUCAAGAAGCGAAGAGCCGAUGGAACAAUUGUGCCAUCCGCUGAAGAAACACACAUUCGUGGCAUUAUCGAACCUAGAGAUCACUUGUCCAAAGGCGCCUAUUACACUCUCACUUUCGGUUCCGACGAUCGAGAUCUGAUGCCAGCUGUUCACUUCCGAAUGCGAUGGAACAAGGGUCUAGAUGCCGUUUUCCCCUCUCGCUUCACAUUGGAGGAGACUGAGAAGAAGCCUGAAUAUCUAUACGGGCCCACAUUUGGGGUUCACCCGGAUGAUGUUAUGAAAGAAAGCACCCGUGGAUGGGACUGGUACCACGACAGGGAUAUCGGCGGAAGUUUCCAGAAAAGACAGCGCAUUGAGACGAUUGAAGAGUCGAUGGUGUUCCAAAAUUACCUGCCUCAACCAGAUACGCGAAAACAUGGCAUCUUACUGGGACCGCAUAAUAAUCAACAAGUCUUUGAGCUGGGAUAUCAUGAGACUUUGGACUUUGGAAAAGCUUGGGAACAAUCAGGCUCCAAAGCAGAUGAAUCAAAAACUGGGACCAAAAGGACUCGGGAAGGUUGGAUGUUGAACAUCGGUCACAAGGCACAUUGCAUGACUUGGGCUCCAAACCAGAAUGGUCUGACCCAGUAUCUUGCUGUGGCGGCGCCGAUUACAGAAGAUCAGAAGAACCAGUACAAACCCGAAGAUAGUGAGCCUAUCUCAUCGUUUCAACCCUCAGAGCCUUUCCCUAGUGCCCUGCAGAUUUGGGAGUUCAAAGGCAAACCGAGUGAGACUCCUACAGUGACUCUCGAUAUGGACUUCAAACCCCGGCUUCGACAAGUCUUGUGUGCUGACUGGGGGGACCUGAGACGCAUGGUAUGGUGUAAUUUGCCUCGGACCGAACGAGUGGAGGACGGAGAAGAAGAAAAAGAAUCCAUUGGUUUACUCGCAACAGUUUGGGGGGAUGGAUAUGUCAGAGUCCUGGAUAUAAAAACAGCUAGAGGGUCACAAGAAACAGAGUUUCUCAACAUCAAAUCGCCUGCGUUCGAGGCAAGACCGCCAUCAACAGUCUCCACAUGUGUCACUUGGCUAUCCCCUAGUGAUCUUGUAGUGGGAUGCGGUAACGGUUUUGUGGCUAUCUGGAACAUCGAACCUUCCUCUGCGCCCGAACCUCUACCUUAUUUCUAUCGGCCACUCCACGCCACUUACAUACUCAGUAUCACAUCGGCAUACCCGGUCCAUCCCCAACUAAUCAUCACUAUUUCUAUGGACGGCGAAACGAGGAUGUGGUCUGUCCUCGAUCCCACCAGUGAAAUGACCUCGACGGGCCGCAUGCGAGGGGCAUCUCCCUUCUUGAGCUAUUCUCCCAUCUGCCAAUCUGUUGUUGCCGGGGAUGAAAACGAAUUCGCUCGCGUAAUUCCAAUUCGACGGUUUUUUACCACCACAACCAUUGCGCGGCUCAGCAGCACCAUCUCGGCCAUGGCGCAAUGCAGUAAUCAUCACCCCUGUGCCUUGUUUGGCAGUGCCGCAGGUGAGGUCGUAGGAACAAAUCCCUUCCGACGAGUUGUUUACAACAAGGAGCAAAUCUGGCAGCAGAUAUGGUUCACACAUGAAUGGAUUCCCACCUCCAAGACGGAUACUGUGGGCACUAGUCGGUUUCACGACGGAUACCGGGCAGAGAACCAGAAGCUGGCAAAGUACAAGCUGUUCGAGACAAACCCUGUCAAUGGGAUGGGGACCUCGACGAUCUUCGAAGAAAACACCCACGUCACAGCCCUCGGGUGGAACCCCAACCACCAUUGUGCAGCAUGGGCCAGCGCUGCGCUGGGAUGUGGAUUGGUGAGAGUGGAAGAUCUUGCCAUCUAG
Penicillium samsonianum is the source of this 2160-nucleotide messenger RNA. Its product is annotated as transcription factor TFIIIC subunit TFC6. Gene Ontology annotation, molecular function: protein binding. Bases 1 to 2160 code for a protein of 719 amino acids. NCBI's taxonomy places the organism in Eukaryota, Fungi, Ascomycota, Eurotiomycetes, Eurotiales, Aspergillaceae. Gene Ontology annotation, cellular component: transcription factor TFIIIC complex. The transcript is spliced from 3 exons. Gene Ontology annotation, biological process: transcription by RNA polymerase III. The record is from RefSeq and is a predicted model, not a curated record.